GGCCUGCGCUCGUCCUUUGAUCACGGGUGUACUCCGAAAAGGGGGAAACAUCAGGCAAAAAUGUGACACUGCCUGCGGUGUUCAAGGCUCCGAUACGUCCAGAUAUAGUCAACUUUGUUCACACCAACCUGCGCAAGAACAACAGGCAGCCCUAUGCAGUGAGCGAACUUGCUGGUCACCAGACCAGUGCUGAAUCAUGGGGAACCGGCAGGGCUGUCGCCCGUAUUCCCCGUGUCCGUGGCGGUGGAACGCACCGUUCCGGCCAGGGUGCCUUUGGAAACAUGUGCCGAGGAGGGCGUAUGUUUGCCCCAACAAAGAUCUGGAGACGCUGGCACCGUAGAGUCAAUGUAACCCAAAAGCGAUAUGCGGUUUGCUCUGCACUGGCUGCCUCAGCCCUGCCUGCACUCAUCAUGUCUAAAGGUCACCGUAUUGAGGAGAUCCCAGAGGUUCCGUUGGUGGUUGAAGAUAAAGUGGAAAAUUACAAGAAGACAAAGGAGGCUGUUCUGCUGCUGAAGAAGCUCAAAGCGUGGAAUGACAUCAAGAAGGUCUAUGCCUCCCAACGUAUGCGUGCUGGUAAGGGUAAGAUGAGAAACCGCCGUCGCAUCCAACGCAGAGGCCCUUGCGUCAUCUACAAUGAAAAUAAAGGCAUCAUUAAAGCCUUCAGAAACAUCCCAGGAAUUACGCUCCUUAAUGUAAACAAACUGAACCUGUUAAGGCUGGCUCCCGGUGGUCACGUUGGACGGUUCUGCAUCUGGACAGAGAGUGCCUUCCGCAAGCUGGAUGACCUCUAUGGCACAUGGCGCAAACCAGCGACCCUCAAGGCAAACUACAACCUCCCCAUGCACAAAAUGACGAACACAGAUCUGAGCAGAAUCUUCAAGAGUCCGGAGAUCCAGAAGGCUCUGCGUGCUCCAAUUAAGAAAGUGAAGCGCAGACAACUGAAGAAGAACCCACUGAAGAACUUGAGAAUCAUGAUGAGGCUGAAUCCAUAUGCAAAGACUGCCAAACGCAAUGCCAUCCUGCGUCAACAGGAGAAUGUGAGUACUUGGAGGAUCGGCUUUUACUAA
This is a messenger RNA of Staurois parvus, 1067 nucleotides long. The record is from the annotation of a GenBank genome assembly. NCBI's taxonomy places the organism in Eukaryota, Metazoa, Chordata, Amphibia, Anura, Ranidae.